GACGCCAAAUCUUUCAUACAGUGACACAUACUAAUUACUACAAUUGCUGCUAUUUAUGAUACUAUAUGAAGCAAUAUUUUUCCUAAAUAACAUGUUGUAAAUAGGAUAUUGUAGUGAUUACUCUUCCUAACAUAUGUUAAUGUAUGUCUGUGAUAUCACAAUAUUAUACAUUUCUGAAAUGUAAAAUAAUUUUCUUUCUAUUCUGUUCAUUCCAAAAGAAACCAUUUUGUUUUUAGUGUACUUCGUUCGGGACAGGUUUGCAAGUGGUGUAUAUAUUGUAUAACUAUUGUACAACGUUACGAACCUGACAUACGGCUUGUAUAUAAGGUACACAAACGGACAUGUGAAUAAAAACAGAGUCAACGUCGUCACGACCAGUCCGGAACGUUUAGAGACAACCUUUUAGAGAAUUUGCUUCUACCCGGACUAGUUUUCCAUUCAUAACGCAGCGGCAAUGGCAGCGCUAAGGACGGCAUUAUACAGACGCUUCCGUCAGCCUCUCCCUGUGUCGCUGGCCGCAUGGCGCUUCGCCAGCUCAUCCUUCAAGGCUGCAGAUAUCAGCGUGGAGAAGAACCCUGUGCUGAAGCCCAAACCGGACCCUUCCACCUUGGUGUUCGGGAAGCAGUUCUCAGACCACAUGCUGACCAUCUACUGGACCGGGAAGGGAAGGUGGGAGAGGCCUCAGAUUAAGCCGUUCCAAAACCUGUCCCUCCACCCUGCGUCUUCUGCGCUCCACUACUCUGUAGAGCUUUUCGAAGGGAUGAAGGCGUUCCGUGGAGUGGACGAUCGCGUCCGGCUGUUCAGACCUAUGCUGAAUAUGGAGCGCAUGUAUCGCAGCGCUGAACGGUGUUGCCUUCCAUUGUUUGAUCAGAAGGAGCUGCUGAAGUGUAUUGAGAAGCUGAUUGAAGUAGACCAGGAGUGGGUUCCAUACUCCAGCAGCGCUAGCCUCUACAUCAGACCCACCUUCAUCGGGGUCGAGCCCUCACUGGGCGUGUCUCGAUCAGACCACGCCCUGCUGUUCGUCAUUGUGGGGCCGGUGGGGCCCUAUUUUGCUACAGGGGCCUUCAACCCCGUGGCCUUGCUGGCGGACCCACGCUUCGUCCGAGCCUGCAGAGGUGGCGUAGGAGCCUACAAGAUGGGGGGCAACUAUGGGCCUACAAUAGCUGUGCAGAGUGAGGCUUUGAAGCAGGGCUGUCAGCAGGUUCUGUGGCUGUAUGGAGACAAUGAGGAGAUCACAGAGGUUGGAACCAUGAACCUCUUCAUCUACUGGACCAACGAGAAAGGAGAGCGUGAGCUGGUGACUCCUCCACUAGAUGGCAUCAUUCUCCCCGGAGUCACAAGGCAGUCUCUGCUGGAUCUGGCCAGAGAAUGGGGGGAGUUUAAGGUGACUGAGCGUACUGUGGUCAUGAAGGAGCUCCUGGACUCUCUGAAGGCAGGCAGGGUGCUGGAGGUGUUCGGCUCAGGCACGGCCUGCGUGGUGUGUCCCGUCGGCAGUCUGCUGUACCAGGGCCAGACUUAUCAAAUUCCUACGAUGCAGAAUGGGCCAGAGCUUGCCACGAGGUUUCACAAGGAACUCACCGACAUCCAGUAUGGACGCACACAGAGAGACUGGGCACCUGUCAUCGUCUGAUUGGGCUGUUGCACUAUAAAUCCAGACUAGUCUUCCCCAAUCACUGUCAAGAACCAUUGGUAACAGCCCGCCUGCUCUGCCCCUCCAUCACACUCCUCCAGACUGGCUGUUCACGCAGGCGGUGCUUACGGGUGACGUUAGAAUAGUUCUGUCUUGUGUUGCAUAUAGGGGUAUUUUUAUAAGUAUAGUCUUAGAUAUUUUCAAAUGGUGGUUUCACUGAAUAGUCUGUUAGAAACUAAACACUAGAUCACAAAACUGAAGAAGAAGAAAUUCUGCACAUCCUCUGUAUAUUUAUCCUUUAUAUAUAUAUAUA
Messenger RNA from Electrophorus electricus (electric eel), 1943 nucleotides. RefSeq names its product branched chain amino-acid transaminase 2, mitochondrial (gene bcat2). Gene Ontology annotation, cellular component: mitochondrion. NCBI's taxonomy places the organism in Eukaryota, Metazoa, Chordata, Actinopteri, Gymnotiformes, Gymnotidae. The record is from RefSeq and is a predicted model, not a curated record. Gene Ontology annotation, biological process: L-leucine biosynthetic process; L-valine biosynthetic process. Gene Ontology annotation, molecular function: branched-chain-amino-acid:2-oxoglutarate transaminase activity.